Iphiclides podalirius (scarce swallowtail) is the source of this 513-nucleotide messenger RNA. Lineage: Eukaryota; Metazoa; Arthropoda; Insecta; Lepidoptera; Papilionidae. The record is from the annotation of a GenBank genome assembly.
AUGGUACAAGGAGAUCAACCACCACAAGAUGAUAAUUUGUUCAGGGCUUUCGCUCAUGCCCUUUAUACGACGGUAGAUGCACCAGUAACGUGGUUUAGAGAAAAAGUAGUAGAACCUAACCAGAAGAAAUAUCCAUGGUACCAUCGCCAAUAUCGCCGCGUUCCUACUAUCGACCAAUGUUAUUCCGAUGAUCCGGUUUGUGAUUUUGAAGCUAACACGCAGUUUAAACGCGAUAGGGCUGUUGAUUCUGAAAUUCUGAGUAUUUUACGUAUGCGCUAUGAAGAUUGUAUGAUGUAUGAAAGUCCAGAUCACCUUACAAUUUGCAAACCUUUUUGGGAGAAAUAUAAGGAUGCUGAAGAGGCAUGGUUCAUUAAAUAUGGUGAUCUUGGAGCUUAUGCUGAUGCAAGAAAAGCUUUCAUGAAGCAAAAACACCGCAUGGUUUGGGAGAAACACACAUUGAUUUACGAGUUGGAACUACAACAAGAAAUUAAAGAUCACAGAGAUAUGAAGACA